AUGAAAAUGACCAAUAAUUUGGAGAUGUAUUCAAUCAAAUAUUUUGGCGAAGACAAUGUAAAACAUCGAUUAAGUAAAUUCAAUGCCUCUAUAUACAACUCAUCUUCCGAAGAAGCUAACAAUACGAGUGUAUCUUUUCUAGUAGUUGAAUUUCAAAAAGAUGGACUUUUUGUUCAAUUAGAAUUUGAUCCAAAAUAUAACAAACUCAAAACUGAAGAAGGAUUUCUUAUAAUAAAAAAAUAUGAAAAAAUUGUUGAUACUCUUGACACUUUUAUCAAACCUCAACCCGCACAAAGCUCAAAACAAGCAAAUGAUUGGAUUGAAUACACCAAUGCCCUAGCUAGUUUUAUGGAACAAUAUUUUAACGGAGACGUAUUAGAAAGGUAUAUAUCUGACGUAAACUUAUCGCUUAGAUUGAAUCGUGAAAAUAUUUCAGUAUCAAAUUUUAAUUCAAAUAAAGGUUCAUUAAAAAGUAUUGACACA
Messenger RNA from Mitosporidium daphniae, 483 nucleotides. RefSeq lists its product as uncharacterized. The annotation marks the transcript as partial. The transcript is spliced from 5 exons. The record is from RefSeq and is a predicted model, not a curated record. NCBI's taxonomy places the organism in Eukaryota, Fungi, Microsporidia.